Messenger RNA from Parascedosporium putredinis, 735 nucleotides. Lineage: Eukaryota; Fungi; Ascomycota; Sordariomycetes; Microascales; Microascaceae. The record is from the annotation of a GenBank genome assembly.
AUGGCCGACCCGCCGACCAUUAUAUCCAAGAAGCUCGACUUCCUCGCCCACCAGACCCGCCUCCUCACCACCCCCGACCCCCUCGCCUCGCGCUCCUGGACCCGCUCCAACGCCUCCUCCGACAACCCCCCCCGGCGCGCCGUCGACGAUGCCCUCGCCAAGCUCGCCCAGCUGCUCAAGCAGCACGCCCGCAGGGUAUACCCGCCCCAGGCUACCCGGCACGUCGCCGAGCAGGUGGAGAGCCUCUACUGGGAAGAUACGGACCGCAAGGCCGAGGGCAUCGGCGGCGACGGCGUAGGGCGCGAGGUCGACCUGAGUGAGUUUUAUCUACCCGACUCCCCCACCUGGCCCUCGGAUCGCGAAUCCGCCGCCCUCCCCGCCGAAGCCCACCGCUACGCCGCACAAGUUGCCCGCCUUUCCACCCUCGCCGACGAGCGCCGCGUCGUCCUGCAGCGCGUGCGCCGCCUCCGACGCAUGCAGGAGCUUCUCCGGCCCUUUGAAGACUCCCUCGUCGACGCUGCCGGCCGGGAGAGCACCGUCGGCGUGCAGGAGAGCCUCCUCACCCGCAGGGGCCCGCUCGAAAAGGAACUCGAUCGCAUGAGGCUUCUCCUGCUGCGCGUCACCGCUCGGCUCGGUGCCGUCCCCGAGGGUCAGGCUCGGGGUGGGGAUAAGCGGGUGAGGGACCUGUUGGAGGGAGACGAGGAGAGGGUGGCCAAGGUCUUGAAGGAUUUCUGA